Setaria italica (foxtail millet) is the source of this 1158-nucleotide messenger RNA. RefSeq lists its product as uncharacterized. The record is from RefSeq and is a predicted model, not a curated record. Bases 106 to 942 code for a protein of 278 amino acids. The transcript has 7 exons. Lineage: Eukaryota; Viridiplantae; Streptophyta; Magnoliopsida; Poales; Poaceae.
UGGGAGCCGAUGCCAAGUGCGGCAUCGACUUGCAGCGCAUUGUGGCUGUGCUUCCCUUUGGCAUCAGGGUGUUUAGUUGCUGUUUCAGAUCAGUAAUCUGUGAAGAUGGAAUCGUACGCUGCUGGAGCGAAAUUUGAUUGCUUGCUGUUUGACAUGGAUGACACACUCUACCCACUGAGCUUAGGCAUCAACUUGGCAUGCCGCAAGAACAUACAGGGCUACAUGCUGAACAAGUUGCAGAUUGAAGAGAGCCAGGUUCCCAAGAUGUGCCUAGAUUUGUACAAGGAGUAUGGAACCACAAUGGCCGGCCUCAAGGUUUUGGGCUAUGAUUUCGACUAUGACGACUUCCACGCUUGUGUCCAUGGUGCACUGCCGUAUGAGAAGCUGAAACCUGACCCUGUCCUGAGGCAGCUGCUACUUUCCUUGCCACAGAGGAAGAUAAUUUUCACAAACUCUGACAAGGCCCAUGCGGCAAGAGUCCUGGAGAAGCUCGGGCUAGAGGACUGCUUCGAAGGAAUCAUCUGCUUCGAGACCCUGAACCCGUCAACCCAACAAGAUGCCAAUGACCAGAACCAGAAGAAUGCAGGUGAAGCUGACACUGAUGGUGGCAGCAGAGCUGGCUCUGACGACCCAGCCCCUCCUCGCAGGGGAAUCCUGUGCAAGCCGUCUCUGGAGUCCAUGGAGGCCGUCAUCGAGAUCGCCAAGCUCGACGCCAAGAGAACGGUGUUCUUCGACGACAGUGCGCGCAACAUCGCCUCGGGGAAGGCCGCCGGCUUCCACACCGUCGUUGUCGGGACCUCAGCGCUGGUGCCUGGUGCGGACGUGGCGCUGGAGAGCAUCCAUAACAUCAAGGAGGCCCUGCCGGAGCUCUGGGACGCCGCCGGCGAGCACGUCGAGGCGGUCCUCCGGCCCGCCGCCGUCGAGACCACGGUGCUCGCAUGAACACGGAACCGUCACGGCCACGUAGUACAUAUGUUAUAUGUAUCCUGUGCUGUGCGAAAUGUGCUGGAACGCAAUGUGCCUGAUCAGUGAUCAAGCAUGGUAAUAUAACAACCAAUAUGUGGAACUAAUAAGUUUGGAUAAUGUACUUCUAUGUGGAAUUCCUGUGCUUUUUUAUGAUGGCACAACCCGUUGCGAAAAUGAAUUUGUUGUGCUAUA